ACACAUUUGUGGGCAGUUCCACAAGAAAAGCUUUGAUGGGUAAUGGAGGGACUUCCGCCUACUCGGCAAAUCUGCUGCUUGUUUCAUGUUCUGAUUUCUGACAUAACAGCGUGAACUUUUAAGUUUUCCAGUGGCCAUCUGGAGCAGUUGAGGUGUCUCUGAGUGUAGAGUUAUUUUUGCAGAGCAGUGUGUGGGGGGGGGGGGGGGAGUGGCAGGACUUACUGCUGAUGGAUCCACUUGAUUUUCUGGAGUCUGAUGAACUGUUGCGGUUUUUCCACUGUCACAAAACCGAAAUGUCAUGCAUGGAGAAUCCGCACACCUUUCUCAGCCAGCUGCGGGAUUACAACCUUAUCCCGGAAGACAGAUACAAGAAAGUGAGUCGUAUGAAGAGCAAAGACAACAUGAAGAAAGGCCUUUAUGGAAUUCUGGACUGGUUGGAAAAAGAGCGAUCACAGCACAUCCAAGUUUUCUGGAGGUGUGUCUUCAAGGAGACCAUCAUGAACCAGUACCCCACCCUGCGACUGCUACGCAAGAGCCUCAUGGAUGGAUCCUUCCAUUUUGACACACAACUGCCUGAGAACGUGGAAAAGGAAGAGACAAACAAAAGGAAAAGGAAGGAGCCUUCAGAAGAUGAGGAGGGAGAAGAGAAGCAAGCAAGCUCAGUGAAAAAGAAGAGGAAAAGAAAUAUGAGUGUGUGCAAUUCAGAGGAGGAGCAGCCCGGCCCAUCUUCUCAGCUGACUACAGGUCAAAAGAAAAAGUCCAAGAAAAUAUGCUUCUGGCAGAAGAAGAGUUUCUUAUUGGAACAAAGGAGUCAAAAUGCCUUUUUUCCAGCUUCUCCGCUGAAGAAGGGAGAGAAGAGCGAAAUUUGGACCUGGGCCAUCUAUAAGUCUCAGCUGCCUGUGACCUGUGGAGUUCAGAAGGGGAUGCUGAACAAAGACAGACUGGCUAAAGGGGAGAAGUGCAUUCUGGUUGAGAAACAGUGGAUCACUCCCAAUGAAUUUGAGAGACUUGCAGGGAAGAAGAACUGCAAGAACUGGAAGUUGAGCAUCAAAUGUAUGGACACCCCCCUAAUAAAACUUAUUCAGGAAGGGCACCUGAAAUCAGUGCGCUACAAAGGAGGGAGUAAAAAGGCCAAGAAAUCACUGUUCCCAUCUGAAACUUCUAUCCCAGUGUCUGAUGAGGAAAAGGAUGAAGACCAGGAAGACCAGGAGUCAUCAAGUGAGAGAGAAAGUUCCCCAGAUGUCACAGAUGAAGAAGAAGAGCAGCCAGAAUCCAGUCAUAACAGUGGUGAGACGGUGUUCAAAGUGACAUGCGGCACUAUAGCUGGGACGUUACACAAAAAACGAUUUGCAUCAGGGCGUUGUGGGAAGAGUAUCCGUAUCGAGACGAGCUGGAUGAGCCCAGAGGAGUUUGUGAAGGAGGCAUCAACACAGACAGACACCUCCUGGAGGAAAGACAUCCUGUGGGAAGGCAAACCACUUAGUGUCCUCAUAGAGGCAGAAAUCUUGAAAAUCCACUCGCUGCUGUGUACUUGCAAACUGUGCAGUCCAGAUCAUGAUGAACUGGAGAAUGAGAAAAACGAUGAUGAGUGUUUUAUCUGUAAAAGUGAAGAAGAAGAAAAGCUGGUGGUGUGUGAUCACUGCCCUCGCUCCUUCCACCAGAAAUGUCACCUGCCUCAUGUGGAAGACACCGUUUUAGGGGACGAUAGACCAUGGAUGUGUACAUUCUGUGUAUUCAGAAUGACUCAACAGUGGCGUUACGCCGAUGAGUUGGAAAGGACAGCAGCCAUGUCCCACCAAAUAUCCCGACACAUGCUGGAAUGCCAGUAUAUCCUCCUCUGUCUGCACAGCGCUGAUGAGAGACAAGUAUUUGCUACAAACCCAAGCCUCUAUUUGAGAGACUACACCACUGUGAUCAAGACUCCAAUGUGGCUGGGCAAUGUAGCAGACAAACUUCAGAAGAACCACUACCAGACUGUUGGAGAAUUUGUGUCCGACGUCCAGCUCAUUUUCACCAACUGUGCCUCAUAUAACAAAGGUAAUGCUGAAUUCCUCGCCAUGGGAGUCAGACUGAAGGAGCUAUUUGACGUGGAAUUUAAGAAUGCAUUCAACAUCCAUGAAAACGCAACCUGAUAAACAGUCUUCAGUUAUAUGACUCACCAUACUGAUAUUGGGAAAUUGUUCUAAAUGUAAACAGUAGGAACAGUAGUAGGAAGUAGCCAUAUGAUCAUUUGUUUCGAACAUACCCUUUGUAUCUAGUUAUAAAUAACUCAAAAGCAAGAAUUGCUAAUCAAUACAAGGAAAGGGACUUAUAUUUGAAUAUGGAGACAUCAUAACAAUUAAGUUUUUUAUAUAGCACUUUCCAAAACAAGUCAUUACAAAGGGCUUUACAAGACAGACAUCAAAAGAACAAAGGAUAGAAUACAAUGCCAGACACACACAUUCCCACAUACAGUGCAUAUCAUACAAUAUAAAUAAAGAUUAUAAGAAAACCUUACAAUAAAAGUGAGUUUUUAGAAAUGACUUAAAAGAAGACACUGAAUUUGCAAGUCUGAGAUUCUCUGGCAGGUCAUUCCAUAAUAAUGGUUCCCUGACAGAAAAAGCGCUGUGUCCUUUAGUCCUCACCCUUGCAUUAGGCACAGCUAGGAGGUUCCUGCCUGAGGACCUCAAACUGCAUGCAAGUUGAUAAGUGGAGAGUAGCUAAGAGAUGUAAUCUGGGGACAGGCCAUGACGUGCUUUAAAAUUAAUGAGUAGGAUCUCAAAAUAAGUUCUAAAACCAACUGGCAGCCAGUGUAAGGACAUUAAAAGAAGAGUAAUAUGUUCUCUUUUCUUGGUCUAUCUUAGAGGUCUGGCCACUGCAUUUUGUACAAUUUUGUACGAGGCUAGAGUUGAAUAUCACACCGAGGUUUCUGCAGAGGGCUUAAGAUAUUUACAGAAUGGACAAAGUGAUGGUCAGAGCCAAUGAAUUUCUGUUUUGUCAGAAUUCAGUUGCAGAAAGUUUGCAGACAUCCAAUAUUCUAUAUCUGCUCAACAGUUUCUUAAAGUGGAAAUGCUAGUGGGAUUCUCAGGCUUCACCGGUAUAUACAUCUGUGUGUCAUCUGCAUAAAAGUGGAAUGGGAUAUCAUGCCUGCGAAUAAUGUAACCAAGUGGGAGCAUAUACAAUUAGAACAACACUGGUCCAAGGAUGGACUCUAAAAUUUACAGAGGUAGAAGGUGUAAUAUUUUCACCAGUUGGAACAAAACAGCUUAUGUUGGAUGAGUAGGAGAUAAACCACUUCAAGGCUGUCCCAGAUAUGCCAACCCAUUGCUGGAGUCUUUCAGUCAGUAUACUGUGGUCAACUGUGUUAAAGGCUGCAGACAAAUCCAACAAUAUGAGGAUGGAGCAUUCACCUUUGUCAGCAAUGCUUAAUGGAUCAUUUGUUACCCUAAUAAGCACGGUCUCAGUGCUGUGGUGCUGCCUAAAGCAAAAAUUGGUCUUUAGUUGUUUUUAGUUUUCAUCCAGUUUAACUUGCGUACUUUUUGACAUGCAAAAUUUAUUUAGAAAAAUUAGUAUUAAGAUAUAGAGGAUGUACUCUAUGAAAGUGUGACCUCAUUUCUUUCUUACUCUACAACCCAAGACUUUUUUUACAUUUUAAAAUUUAUAAUCUUUAGGCAACAAUAUCUUUCUCACUUUGCACUGCUCCUUCUGGAGCCACAAAAAGGCUUCAUAAAACUUUUUUCACAUAUGCAGUGGUACUCCCCAAGACUUGUAAACAAAUGCAAAACCAGUGGAGUUUCUCCUUUAAGUUACUUUUACAAAUACUGUAGUUUGAAGUACAGUUUAUAUACAGUAUAUCCAAUGUUACUGUCAUGUGUCAUCAACAGUGUACAUUUCAGUUUGAUCACAUGGAACACAUUUCAAUAUAAUGUAAAAAAGUGCUAGAAUGUAUUUGAAAAGGUAAUGUCUGUUGUUUAGUUUGUCUACGCACUAAUGAUAGUUUUUCUUUAAUGAUGUAACAAGUAUCUAACAAACAAAAAUAACCACAGGUUUAAUAUUUCAGUGUUUUCCUUCAGUCCCUUGUAUGACAGAGGCAUUGCAUUUUAAAUUAAAAAUAAGAUUAAUAUUUGUAAAUUUUGUAAAAAAAAAGUGCUU
Molecule: messenger RNA, 4131 nt
Organism: Thunnus maccoyii (southern bluefin tuna)
Lineage: Eukaryota; Metazoa; Chordata; Actinopteri; Scombriformes; Scombridae
Gene: sp100.1
Product: SP110 nuclear antigen, tandem duplicate 1
Exons: 16
Coding region: 228-2132 (634 amino acids)
Biological process (GO): humoral immune response; regulation of transcription by RNA polymerase II
Cellular component (GO): cytoplasm; nucleus
Molecular function (GO): protein binding; translation regulator activity; DNA binding
Source: RefSeq, a predicted model, not a curated record